AUGAUUGAGGGAAUGGUGAAGGAUGGUGUUAUUGAACCUUCAUCUAGUCCAUGGUGUUCACCUGUGGUGAUCGAGAGUGCCAACCUCAAGUUGAGUCCAAAGAAGUGCUCACUAUUCAAACGGCAAAUUAGUUUUUUGGGGUAUGUAGUGUCGGAAGAAGGUAUCCGCACGGAUCCAGAGAAAAUUGCUGCUGUCAAGGAGUGGCUGGUUCCAAAAGACAAGACACAGGUUAGAGCAUUUUUGGGUUUGUGCUCUUAUUAUCGGCGAUUUGUGAAGAACUUUGCAGAUAUAGCCAAACCUCUGCACAAGCUAACCGAGGAGAAGCGACAUUUCUGCUGGGAUGAAAGUUGCGAUAUUGCAUUCCAGGAGCUCAAGAACCGUCUGUGCAAAACACCUAUUUUGGGGUACCCUGAUGCGGGCAAGGAAUUCAUAGUUGACACAGACGCAAGUGAUAUAGGACUUGGCAGUGUGUUGUCUCAACGGAAUGGUGAUCAAGAGAUUGUGAUAGCGUACUUCAGCAAGUCGUUGUCAAAGCCGGAAAGGAACUAUUGUGUCACAAGACGGGAAUUGCUUGCUGUGGUAAAUUCCUUGCAGCAUUUUAGCAAAUAUCUUCUAGGGCGGAAAUUCCACUUAUGA
Molecule: messenger RNA, 636 nt
Organism: Parnassius mnemosyne (clouded apollo)
Lineage: Eukaryota; Metazoa; Arthropoda; Insecta; Lepidoptera; Papilionidae
Source: the annotation of a GenBank genome assembly